This is a messenger RNA of Bactrocera dorsalis (oriental fruit fly), 6848 nucleotides long. Its product is annotated as putative sodium-coupled neutral amino acid transporter 11. Gene Ontology annotation, biological process: amino acid transmembrane transport. Lineage: Eukaryota; Metazoa; Arthropoda; Insecta; Diptera; Tephritidae. The transcript has 10 exons. Gene Ontology annotation, molecular function: amino acid transmembrane transporter activity. The record is from RefSeq and is a predicted model, not a curated record. Bases 433 to 1983 code for a protein of 516 amino acids.
ACAUGUCAACCAGGUGUAAACAGGUAAGCGGAUGGAGUGAUUUACCCUCAUUCUUUUUCUUUAAAAAUUAAAUAUAAUAACUUUUAAAACAUAUUACAAUAUAUUACAACUUUUUAAAGCUAAUAAUGCUAUAACGUGGUAAGGCUCCAAAAUAAUUUUAAGUGGGGGAAUAUAUUUAUCUUUGUCUUAUACACACAGAACUGAACUCACACCUUUCUCUUUCUGGCAAGAGUCUUAUGCGCAGCUGUUAUUGUACAUCCUUCUCUGCCGUACAUAUAAAAAGAUAUAGCGCUUGCAGUCACACUUUAUUUUUACAUGAAAUUAUUGAAACUUUAGAUCGUGUCAAUCAUUAGCUUUGCCAAGAUUUGGAAAGUCAAUCAUAUAUCGUUGGAUUCGUAAUAAAAUUCAGAAAAUUUACAUAUUUAAUUUUUAAUGAAAAAGAAUGAGGGUAAAUCACUCCAUCCGCUUACCUGUUUACACCUGGUUGACAUGUAUUCUUGCCUAAAAAAGGGAAGCGAUGUUUCGGGAAGUGAAACUCAUGCGUUUGAUGACAUCAAUAAUCUCAUGGAGGCAAAGCACCCAACCGUACGCCAACAGCGACCAAAUUCCGAUGCAGAAGGACGACAUAAUGAGUCGUCGACGACAUUAGGGGGAGACGCUCUGUCCUCACUUCCUCAAGCGUCAUUCAACUAUAUAAAUUCCAUUGUCGGCAGCGGCGUCAUUGGCAUUCCAUAUGCACUUCAUCGCGCUGGCUUUGUACUGGGUUUGAUUCUGCUGAUAUUGAUUGCUUACAUCACGGAUUACUCACUCAUUUUAAUGGUAAGAUGCGGGCAUAUAUGCGGAAGGUUUAGUUACCCAGGUAUUAUGGAAGCGGCUUACGGUAAAUAUGGAUACUACCUUCUAUCGAUAUUACAAUUCAUGUAUCCAUUUCUGGCUAUGAUUUCCUACAAUGUUGUCGUAGGUGAUACUCUGUCUAAAGUGCUAGUACGAUUUUUUCCGUCUUGGGGUACGUCGAUGCGUGCUGUACGGCUGGGAGUUGUAUUCUUCGUUACAAUUGGCGUUGUAGUACCGUUAUGUCUAUACAAAAACGUUUCUCGAUUAGCCCGUGCCAGUUUUAUUAGUUUGGCGUGCGUGGUGUUCAUUUUGUUUGCCGUAAUUGUAAAGUUGUUGUCGGGUGAUUACACUGUCGCCGAUUCCCCAGAAUCUUGGAGAUUUGCCAACAUUGAUUUAAUUCCAGCAACGGGCAUUAUGGUUUUUGCAUUUAUGUGCCACCAUAAUACGUUUUUGGUUUAUCAGUCCAUGAGAAAUGCUACACUUGAGCGAUGGGAGAAAGUCACGCACAUUUCAAUUGGAUUUGCUUUAGCAGUAGCAGCUCUGUUCGGUAUUGCUGGAUAUUCUACGUUCCGUGCGCUCUCGCAAGGCGAUUUAUUGGAGAACUACUGUUGGAAUGAUGAUCUGAUGAAUUUUUCACGGGUGCUUUUCUCUAUUUCAAUUUUAUUGACUUUUCCAAUAGAGUGUUUUGUUUCUCGAGAGAUUGUACGCGCUUUCGUGCACCGCUUUGUAUUAAAGGAACCUAUUAGUGAGCUGACAUUAGACAAAGAUCCCAAUCUUGAGAAGGGCGCUGAUAUUGACGAAUAUGGAAAAACCAUUACGUUGGCUAUAGUUUUCAGCGCUUUCAUCAUUUCGCCAUUAACUGAUUGUUUAGGAUCGGUACUGGAGUUAAAUGGACUUUUGGCAGCGAUCCCUUUGGCAUACAUUCUCCCUGGUCUAGCUUACAUACAAAUGGAAUCUCACUCUCUCUUCAGCCGCGAAAAAGUACCGGCACUCGGUCUGGUCGUCUUUGGAACCAUUGUAACAAUAAUGGGUGUGGCCGUACUCCUUCCUGGACUUAUGGGAGAUUGUCGUGCUGAUGUUGUCAUGGAUUACUGUAAGCAAGAAUUUACAGAUAAUGGAAAAACAAAUUCUUCCACUGGACACAAAUAAAAUAGUAAAUCAGGUCGUAUUCCAGUGAUCCACUUGUUAAAACAUACAUACAUAUUAGAAAUCGUUUUAAAUUACAAUUAAAACAGACGUAUGCACCUGUUAAAUAUGUGUUUACAGUUGAUUAGUAUGUACAUACACACACGCGCUUCAAUGCGAAUAUGUUGUCGAAGUCGAGGUGCAUAAAAUAUUUUUUAGGGAAAGUAUUAAAUUUAAGAAAUCAAAUUUAAAAACAGUUUGUUCAAAAGUCCAAUCCAAUCGAUUCAAAAUAUAGCGUAAAGAUAAGUAGAUCUUGCAAAUUCGCUAACUGUGAUUUCUGUUUAAGAUUCACAAAAAAACACUGUAAAGGUACAUAUAUAUGGCUAACAAUAUUUCACUGUCAAAUUUCCAUUUAUAGAUUUAAGAAAUUUUUCGGUAUUAUCAAUAUUUUUGUUGAAUAUGAUACUCUAUCUUAUACACAAUGUAGUUUUUAGUAUAUAUAAUAUUAUAUAUAAUUUUAUCUGCUAUUCCAUAUUGUUACCAUUACUACUUUUAUAACCACAUAAUUUAAUUCCUAAAACUUUGCUAUGAUUAGCGAUUAAUGUGCAGCUUAUCUUAAGAUGAACUUAAUCGGGCUUUCAUUGGCAGAAUUAUAUAUGUAAGUAUAUUCAUACAUACAUGCAUGGCCACACCGCGAGCAUGUCCACACGGAAUUAUCCUAAAUUGCUCAAAGCUUUGUGAAAACUUGCAAAUUUGACACUUUAACACUCUCGGCAAGAAAACAAAUCCAUCAACUACUGAUAACUUAUAGAGUAUAACAGUUAUGGCCUAUUUACACUGACUACACAGAUAGUCUUACAGAGUUUGUACAUUUAUUGCAAGAUACCUGUUGAAGCUAUGAUCAUUUCAAAAUAAAACAGGAAGUGCAAAAGUAACUAUUUUAUCCAGAAAUUAACAUUAGUUUUGAUAUUAUAUACGAUAUAUACAUACAUACAUACAAAAACUUACAUCGAGUACAUAUAGCACUUAUGGCAAUUACAUACGAAUUCACGAAGAAAUCUUGUUACAUGAUUGUAGAUGAAUAAUAUUAUACUAAAGUUUGUUAUUAGAGUCAAAAGCAGCUAAACUCUAAAUCAUUAAAUCUAGCAUUAAGACUAUUUGUUUGCACACACAUAUAUACAUACAUAUGUGCAUGGUAAUGUAUGCAUUCUUGAAUAUAUACUUACGCAUUGCGGAGGGUGGCAGCUUUCCGCUUUUACGGAGGCGUAUGUCGAAGUGAAAAUUAAAUAAUAAAUUUUGAAACUUGCGUACUCUUUAAGUUGAAAUGAACAUUUCACAGUUAAAGCCUUUGGCGCUUAGAAGCAUAUAUGUAUGUAUGUACUAAUGUACCAGUUUCUAAAAACAUCAUAUCAUAGAGUAACAAAUGUUCGCUUAUUUAAGGGGAGGGUAGGGGUUUCAAGGUAAAAAAAUACUUUUUUGUGAAUUUAUUUCUCAAAUCUCGAUUGAGUAAUUUUAUUCGAACCUUUUGUACAUUAUAGAGCACACUUUUGACAUUGUAAGGUAAUUUUUUCAUGCAGAAAUAUUGGGGCAUAAGCCGGUAACAGUGCAUUCCUCAGAACGUCUUGAGAAAAAAAAUUGCGGUGUUUACUGAUAUAAGUUAUCAGAAAAUAAAAAAUAAAGAAAAAUUAGUUAACCUAUAAUCAAAUCUUCCCCCAACUUUCUCUGAUAAUUUUUUUUUUGCAUUCAAAAAUUUUUGGCGGCCAUCUAAACAUGGUAAACUGUUAUUUUCCACUAAAAAUUCCGCCAUUUUGUGGGUGGAAAACACCCUUAAUGAAAAAAAAGUACUUAAUAAACGUUGGGGGCGGUAUUUCAUAUGUUAAAAAUGUGUUCUAAGUUUGAAAUGAAUCGAUCAAGUAGUUUUGAAAUGACAGUGAACACGGACUUUGAAAAAGUAGUUUUGAGAAAAGCGCGUCGGCAGCUGCACUUCUAUCCCGACCGCCAUCAGCUGUUGGAGUUAGAGCGUUAAACGCCACGAUAACUCUAAGAAUAUUACUUCUAUCGACUUAAAAUUUUGGGACAUAUUCUUGAAAUGUUAAACAAUAAGAUAAGACAAAGUUUCGAAAGUGAAAACCACUAACCACCCCUUAAGCGAGUAUAAACAUCCUCUGUAUUUUUAUUCGGGGUAUUAUAUACUUAUCUUGCCUAACAAACGCCAUUGAUUUUAACAAGAGAUAACAAUGUGCUGGAUUCGGCGAAUAUUCCUUGAAUGAUAUUUAUUCAAUAAGAAAUCGCCUAAACUUUAUCUCUAUUUUAGCAGAAUUUUCUGGCCCAUUUAUAUGAUAAAAGUAGCGCCCAAAUUCUACUCUCUUCGAUAAAAAAUUUUGAUAGUUUUUGUAUAUUUGAGUAAAAUAGCAUUAUUACUUCAUUUAAUUGGUUGGUUCACGUUUGUAGGACGGAAAAAUUAAAAUUAAGGACAAAAAUUCCUGUUGUUUUCCUAAGAAGAUGCCAAUUUUAGCAAUUUUAAAAUGUGAAAUGAAUUUCUUCCAGAAGGCAUUAUUGUAAAGCUAAUUGACUCAAGUUAAGAGUAGAAAAGAAGUGACAUUUAUGCUGCCAGGAUACACAUUGCAUUGAAAAUAAAUUCCUAUCUUUGUUAUUUCUAACUAGUUGCACUCAUACCACAAAUGUACUGCUAACAAUUCUCCUGGCUGUCAACAUUUUCAUAAGCUUGGAGAACAAAAAAUAAACACUGUACAAAAGCCUUCAAUCCAAUUAUUUGUGCGUUUAUGAAUUUUGGUAAAUUUAAGUAAAAAAAAAAUCAUUUAUUUAUUCAUAAAAUAUUGCAAUUUUGUGUACAGUUAAAAUACAUACAUACUAUAUAUUUACAGUAUAAAGCCAUUUGCAUGUAACGUAAUACAUCAGUAUUCUUUUUUUUAUACAAAAAAUAUGAUAAAAAAUUGUGCAAUAAACUUUUGGUUACAUUUUCGCUCGAUAUCAACAAUUAUACUGUAACAUAAAGAAAGACCACCCCAGUACCUACUUAUGUAUGUACAUGCAGGUUAUAUGUAUGUAUGUACUGUAUGCAGAUAAUACAAGUAUGUAGUUACAUACUAUGAAUUAUGUGUACAUAUGUAUUUAUGUCUGUAAAUGCUAAGCAAAGAUAACUAAAAGUUUCAAGCUGAGAAAAUUUAUUUUUAUGGAGCAUUGUUAAAGUUCCUAGACGUAAGAAGAAUACUCUUUUGAUAAAAUAUUUUAAAGUAAAAUGUUACCUGUAUGCCAAAGAUUUACAAAGGACAACAAAAUAUGAAAGGACCAUACAUAAUCGGAAUUAAAAUAAAAUAUUAAAAUUAUUAUCAGCCUAUUUACAUAUACAACUGGUUUAGCUAUGUAUAAUGCUACUUUCGCAAACGCAGUAUUUUCUCUGUAUCCUUAUAUUUUAAAUAUGAAGUUAUACACUAUAUAGGGCUACUAGAAAAAGAUAUAUAAGCAUAAUAUUUAUAUAUGUAUGUCUGUAUACCACAAUAACCUUUAGUAGACUCCGUAAACAACUGGUAUGAACCACAAGUUUAACAAGCCACCCGACUAUAAUUUUUUCAAAAUGGAACCGGUAUUUUUUAGAUGUAGAACAUCAACAUAGAAGUAAUUUGCCAGACUUUUAACAGGAAUAUGUCUGCCUCAUACUAGUUAAAACCAGCAAAAAUAUGUGAAGAAAUAUAUGAAAACAAUUGUUAUUUAAAUAAAUGACACUUACAGGUAUGUUUCCGAUCACUUGAGGCUCUGCUUUGUGAUGCAGCAUUACUUUAUUAAGUAUGUUUAUUUAGAUUUUGUGAAUUAAAACGAAAUGUUUUUUCUAUUGACAAUGAACUAAUUGUUGAUGAAAAUAGUAAAUUCGCUUAUUUUCAGACUUUGAUGAAUCCUAAAAUCAGCCAUUCGGGUUUACUAAAGUCUUAAGCACUUCCAUUCAUAAAAAGCAGUAUUUUAGAAUAUUGAGCGUACAAACACAUAGAUUGGCAAACAAAAAUUUUAAAAAUGUAUAAUUGAGCAUAUAAUUAUGAUAUACUAUACAUACAUACAUAUAAAUAUUUCACACCGAGACGAUCCCUUAAUAUACAACUUUAUAAUGAAUACAUAUUAUUUCUCACAUACUGGUACUUGCAUACAUAUAUAAAUAUUAUAUAUAUUAUACAUAUGUUUAACAAUUUUAUGUUAAUUUGUUAAUACACCUUCCUGUCUGUUCCAAAGAGCUUAAACUAUACAUAUCAGAACUUUUUAUACAAACUUCUAUGCUCAAAUGAAUCCGGUACAUACUUUAUAGUGCAUUUAAUAAAAAAACAAACGAUGUACAUUUUCUAGCUUUAAAUUGUAGCGUAUAUUUUAAGUUUUUGCAAUAUACGUGUAUAACAAAUAAGAGACCUAUGAAGCUUUUUGAAGUUAUUGAUUUUAUCCAUUUACAUAAUAUGUUAUGCAGAAAUAUUUACAUACCAACAUACACAUGUAUGCGGGAGUAGAAUAGAGUUUGUUAGAAUAUUAUAUAGAGUAUGUUUAGGGAAAUGCACAAAAAUGCAUAAACUACUUUUUUGUCUUGUUGUACUAAAAUACUUGCAUGUACGUGUAGAAAAAUAUCCAUAGAAGAAGGAAUUAAAUUUAUUAAUGAUGAAAAUGAAUCAAAAAAAAUUAUGCACACAGGUGAAAUCAAAAUAUUAAUAUAAAAGGGAAAAUGUACAUACAUUUACAUAUUUACUUUUUGUGUACGUUCUAAGUAGCUCAAACACAAAUUAAUAUUAAAUAGAUCUGAAAGAUGUACAUUUACAUACGUAUGUAUAUAUUGUUAUAAAUAGGUCAAAUAUAUUAUUAGUGGAAAAAUAAAUUUAUUGACAUCAUUCAACUGCAAA